AUGGAGGGCGCCUCCGGAGCCGCCGCCGCCAGCCGCGCGAGGGGCAUGGCGCCCCUGGGGCUGCAGCUCCCCGGGCUCGGGGGCCGCGGCCGCUGCGACCGGACGCUCCUGGUUCAGGCUGUCGAUCAGGAUCGUGACGUCUACGAGCAGUGCCGGAAGCUGGUCAGCCAUGAUGGGUACGUGUACGACAACGCGCUCGGCACUGACGCCUCCAACCACGUCUACACAGCGGCCCGGGCAGGGUUGCUGCAUAUUGCAGGGCUGCAGCCCAGCUCCGACCCAGGCAGCACUAAAGAGCAGCGAGACGAGGUCCUGUGCGGCUCGCUCAAGGACAGCGCUGGAAACCCCGUCCAGCGCGCCUGGGCCAACGCGACCCUGGUACUGAUGCUCCUGCUCAUCAGGGAGCCCCGACCCACUCUUCCCCCGUACGGGAGCCUCGGCCACAUCGGUGACAUCCUUGAGGCCACCCUGUGCAUCUGCCCACCAUACAAUAAUGCUCGCUUGUCCGUACGUGACAGCUUUGGAAGGGUGCGCAACCUCGGGGAUGUAGACUUCCGCCGGCUCGUCGGCCGCCUCGAGACCUUCAUCAAGGCAUGCUCCAGGCUCGUCACUGUCGCUCACCGCCGCCCCGACGUCGGCGGGGCGCACCCCUCCGCGACCUGGAAAGAGGCCUCCGCGGACGACUUCCCCCUGGUGCCCGCCCUCCAGGCCCUCGGCAUUCUGGCAACCCCGGCGGGCCUCUCCAGCCUGCAGGCCGAGCCUGGCUUCGUCGUGUGCACGGGCUGCCGUUUCCGCUGGAACUUCCGCAGGAAUGCGAAGUGCUGGCUGCGCGGGAUCGGGCUGGAGCUGGCGCCCUCGAAGCCUUCGCCCCGCGUCGGGGUCUGGGCGGACGACGGCGGCGGCGGCUCCCAACCCGCACUGCGAGGAGGCGGCAGCGGAGGCCCACCGAAGAAUGGCGCCAAGGGCGGCAAGGGCGGCAAGGGCCGUGGAGGAGCCUCCCGUGGCGGCGGCGGUGGUGCAGCCUCCCGCGGCGGCGGCGGGGGCGCGGGUGGCCGUGGCGGAGGCGCCUUCCCGAAGGCUCCCUGGUCGGCCCCCCCCGAGAGCGAGCUCGAAGCGCUCCUCGCCUGCGGGGACCCCGCCAUCGCGGCCAGGCUGCAGGAGGCAGUCCGUGACGCGCGGGGCUGCGUCGCGCCCGCGGUCGCCCCAGCUCCGAAGCCGCUCGAGCAGAGGCUGCAGUCGGCCACGGCGAAGCGGAUCCACCUCCAGCGCCAGCUCGACGAGGCGGCGGACGCGCUCGUGGCGGCGGAGGACCACCUCGCUCUGUGCCGAGGCUGGCGCGACGAGGCGGCGGUCAACCUCGCAGAGGCCAAAGAGGAGGAGAACGCCCUCCUCCGCCAGCGAGCCCAAGCGGCUGGUGUCGUGGGCGCCCAGCCCGAUGGAGCGAGGCAGCUCACCUUCAACUUCGACGCGGAGUCAUUCGAGAACUUCGCGGAGCUGGAGGAGGAGGCGCAGGCCACCCUCAGGCGCCUCUGUGACGAGGGGCUCCAGAUCAUGCAGGGGGCGCAGGCUACGUUCGAGCGCAACUGCCAGGAGCACCAGCAGCGCAUCAAGCGCCAGAUCGAGGAGGAGGUGGCCAAGAAGCGCAAGCGCACCGAGGAGGGGCCUGCAGCAGCCGUGGCCGCUGGCACCCCCGUGCGGGGCGCGGCCGCCCCGCCGCAGCCAGCAGGACAGGUGGCGCCGAGCGGCGGCAUGCACGCCUACCUGGCGGCCAACGUCGAGGCCGACGCUGGGGAAGGGCUUCCCUUCACUGGGCCGCUGCUGCGCCAGGGCCGACGCUCCGACGAUGCGCGCCAUGGUUCCAAGUUCAAGCGGGGCGACCUCAUGGAGGUGGAGCUCUUCGGCAACCGCCUCGUGGGCCAGCUCGCGAAGGCGGGCGCGGUGAUGCGCGCCAUCGCCGACGAGGAGGCCCGCCUGCUCCAGGGCUGCCAGGCCCGCACCCGCCUCGCGGCGCGCUUCGCCGCCGAGUUCGAGGUCCAGGACACGGAGUCGGGCUUGCGGGACCUCACCCCCUACAUUGCGGCGGAGCUCGACGGCGAGGCCGACCCCCUGUUCGCCGCCGCGGCGGAGCCCGCCCCUGGGACAGGUGGAUUCAGCCCACCGAAGUCGCAGUCCCAGGGGCGCGGCCAGUUCGGGAAGAAGCACGACGUGGAGGUGCGCGCGGCUGGCAUCGCGGAGCUGGACGCGCUGGUUCGCCAGGCGCCACGCGACGCGGAGCACGUCGCGCUGUAUGGCGAUGGCAACGUGAAGGAGAUCGACGCGGAGCUUUGCGGUGGCUACGCCGAGGCGCAGGCCUCGGCGGCUGAUGGCGGCCCCCACCUCGCCACGGCGGCGGCCCUGGCAGCGGUGGCGGCUGCUGGCGCCUCCUGCUCGCGCCCUUCGCCCAUGAGGCGCCGCCCCGCCUCGGCCGAGUCGCCCGCGGAUGCCCUGCGGCGUGUCGCCCAGCGCAGGGCGCAGGUGCAGCCGAGGCGCCGCGAGGCCAGGCAGGGCCGCGGCGCGGAGGGGCAGGCGCUCGUGGCAACGCCCGUGCCAGCGCAGCGGCUGCCAGCAGCCGCCCAGCCCCCUCCGCCUGCGGCUGGCGCUGGGAGCCAGGCGGCAGCGCCGCCGAGCGCCGCGGCUACGCGGCGGCUGGCCGCGGCGGCCCCGUGGGAGGAGGCCGCCGAGCCGCGGCGGCCCCGCCCAGGGCUCGAGGGUGCACGUGGAGCCCACGGCUUCGCGGACGCAGCGGCGGCCCGCGAGCGCGGGCGAGCCGCGACGGCAGCGGCCGCCCGCGCAGGCCGCGCGGGGGAGCUGGGCCUGGGCCCCCUGCGCAUUCAGCCGCGGGGCCCAGCCGACGCGGCGGAGGGGAGCCUCUGCCUGCGGAGCCGGGGGCUGGCCGCGUGCGUGCAGGAGGCGCCGAGGCCGGCCGCGGGCGGCGGCGAGGGCUCUUGGCACAGCCCCGCGAUCCUGGUGCCCCUCGCGCACAUGGCCGGCGGCGCCUGCGCGCCGGCGGAGCCGGGGGCCCCCGCGGCGCACGUGGCCCUCGUCGUCGGAGUGGACUGGGACCCGGAGGAGAUCCUGGCGGCCGCGGGGGUGAGGCCGCCACCGCCGCUCGUCGGCACCAGGCAGUUCAUGGAGGAAGCCGCUGGCAACGCGAGGGUCAACUCCGAGUCCGUUGAGCAGCGGCUGAGAGAGGCCGAGAGGAGGCUGGAGGACAACGUCGCUGCCGCCAAGCGCUCGGUCUACCACGCGGCCUCGCUCGGGCUGGAGGAGGCCGAGAGGGCCAAGCGGUCUCUGCGGGCAGCCCUGGCGGACGCCCGGUCCCGGUCGGAGUCCCUCCGGCAGUGCUUCAAGGAGCAGGGCGCGCCCAGCCCGCCGCGCAGCGCCGCUGGGCGGGCCGCGCCAGACGGCCGCGGAGAGGCGGGCCAGGCGGAGCCGCGCACGGCGCAGGCUUGGAGCGCGCGCGGCGUGGAGGAGCUGCUCUGCGCUCCCGACCUUGCCGCGGAGGGCUGGGUGUGUCUGCAGGGCCCUCACGGCCAGCAGUGCUGGCACCACAGGUC
Messenger RNA from Prorocentrum cordatum, 3596 nucleotides. Lineage: Eukaryota; Dinophyceae; Prorocentrales; Prorocentraceae. The record is from the annotation of a GenBank genome assembly.